UAAUUAUAGCAUAAAACAAGUUCGGAACUGUCUGCCCCCAUAUUUGCGCGAGUCCUUUUUUUGGCUUAUGCGCACGCACGCACGCUGAUGUUCGCUGGCGGUUCACGGUUUAUGUAUUCUGCUGCUAUUUGCUGCACUAGUUGCCAAGGCGUAUAUACUGUUUCCAGUGACUCCUACUGAGUAUAGCGUACCUAGAGGCCUGGCUACUGUAAGAAAGGACCUGUCGUUGUUGGGCCGAGUCAGUCGGGAGUAGUGAAUAUCCACGGCUUACCGCCAAUCGCGGUCCCUUGUGAGAAGGCCGCUCGCUAGAAGCCAGGAUGCCUUUCAGUCAGUAUUUCUGUUGCAGCGUUUCAAGGGCAAAGGUCGAUGCUAAUGGCAAUUUGCAGCCGUAUCCAAGGCGGUCAGUUGACAGCAUUGGCACGCCUGCUGCAAGCGCUCUUCACGAGGGCACCCAAGGCAGGGCUUCAACGUCAGGACCCAUACAAGCCUUAAAAGCCUCAGCUUUGGUGACCACGGAGGGUUAUCUACCUGACGACCUUUCAGUCCCAUCGCCAUUCAUCCGUGGAAGCGCAACAAGCUCUAUUGGUGUGAUUACCGAAGACGCCGCGGACGCAAUCCAUUGCGCUUAUAACUCAAAAUGCAUCGGCGCUUCGGCCGUAGUCCGCCCGACACGCGUUUCCAUGGAGCUGACCAGGAUGCCUGAAAGCCACAUGCCCGCUAGUCCGUCGGACCCAGUCGCUGAAAGCUUGCCAGACACGGAUGGCCGCCCUUCUCGCUUGAAGUUUCGCCUCUUCCGCGGCCGAAAGCUGGCAGGCAGGGGCGAGCGCGGCCCGGCGCCACAUGGCACGAUGCCAACAACGUCUCAGUCCGUGGGAGGCAGGGAACCCAGCACCGACAAUUCAGACACAGGCUCUUUGAAAGAGCCGUACGACGAUUUUCACGUGGACCGUACGGCAAACAACUGCCCCGCCCCUGUUCCUCCCCCUCCCCUUUGUGCUCCAAGAACUCUCAACCCUCCACGACAACCGCCAAACCCAACCAACCCAACCACCAACCGCCACAACCCAGUUGAGGAGGCCAGCAAGGCGAUAGGACCGGCAGCAGCAGCGGCGUCAGCAGCCGCCACCCUCGGCCUUGGAGGCCAACAGUACCGCCGCCGACCCAGAUCGGCAUACCACAGCGUUCCAUUGCCGUGCGCUGGCGCCGACAUCGGCGGCGAUGCGGCUACUGCCGUACCGGGACGUGCGGCCGCCGCCGCCGCGGCGGCGGCAGCGGCGGUAAUCCUGCCCGCCGGUACAUUGUCCGUCUGUGUCGGAGCUGACAUGGACAGACUACAGGCUAGCAGUGGAGCAAGCAGCGGUAGCGGAACGGGUGACACGGUUUGCGGCGUUGGGUACGGCACCCCAGCGGAUGCCAAUGCUGUUGCCACGGCGGCCGACGGGGCCGUGGGCUCUGUUUUCCGUACGGCCGCCGCCGUCGCCGCCACCGCUGCUGCCGCCGCCGCCACAGCCCCUGAAGGCCCUGACGGCGUUAUUCGUGGCACCGGAGCUGCUGGAGGUGGGGCUUUGUAUUCAGGAUUAGCGGAAUGUACGAACUUGUACGGCGCUGGCGUUGGUACGGCAGCAGCGAAUGGAGCGACAGCGGGGGCUGCUGCUUCUGCGACAGCUCUUGCCCCGCAAGACGGCAGUAACUCGUCCCCCUUGUUUAGUCUGUCGUUCGGCGGUCGGUCAAAACUGCCGUACCAAGCGUCUCGUCACAUGUCGCAGGUGGCCUUCCUGCAGAUGUAUCAUAGCCAUGUCGUUGCCAACAAUGCGGCCGGCAAUGAAUCGCAGCAGCAGCCAGCACCGCUGGUGCUGAUGCCGCCCAUGUUGUUGGAAUCCCUGAACCUGACAGCCCUGUCGCGGGAGAUCACAGCGCUCCGGUGGAUCGGUCAAGGCGGCGGUGGCGCGGUGUUCCAGGGCGUGUGGCAGGGCGCCCCUGUGGCGGUCAAGUUCCUUCUCACGGACCCCGCUGGGGUGGAGGCGGGGGCAGCAGCAGCAGCCGUCGGAGGGGACGCGGCGGCGGCGACGCAGGCCGUCGCGGCGCAUGCGGCAGCCAUUGAAGGCGUCUUGAGCACUGUGGUCAACCACCCCAAUGUGGUACAUACGUACGCAUUCGAGUGCACUCGCCUCACGGAGGCUUCCUUUGCGGCGGCUCUGCCGUCAGGCGGGGGAUCUGGAGACGUCGGAGAAGGGGAGGCUGAGGCGUUACUUUACGGAAGGCAGCAAACCCGACAACUGUUGCCCGAGCAGCAGGGUAGCAAGGAUUUGUUUGAAACGCUGCUAGAGGAGGAGGAAGACGUCGUGAGGGAGGCGGCGGAAUGCGAGGGGGCAGCGGCGGCGGCGGCACAGCAACAACAGCAACCGAACAACCAACAAAACCAACCGAACGCUUACUCGCACCUCAACCUCCAACUUAACCGGCCUGGUGUGCUCGAAGCUACCUUCCAAUCCGACGAGGGUUUCGGAGAUCCGGACAUUGCCAGCUGCACCCGCGGAUGGACUGUACGGCACGUGUUGUCGUACAUGAAGGCUCGUCCCGGCAUGUACCUGACUCACAUCAUCAUGGAGUACUGUGACCGAGGCUCCCUGCUCUCCGCCAUCAAGCGGGGUAUCUUUCGCAUGCCUGGGGACGACAUGCCUGCUGCUGCUGCUGGUGGAAGCAAUGGCGGCAGCGGCAGUGGUGGUGGUGGUGGUGGUGGUGGUGGUAGCAGUACCUCUGCUGCUGCUUCACAGUCUCAGCAGCAGCAGCAGCAGAACGUCCACAGCUCCCAUCAGGCUCAUCAGGCACAGCAGCGGUUCUCCCAGCGAGUAGUGCUGCGUGCCGUGCUGCGAACUGCACGAGACGUGGCUCAGGGUAUGUGCCACCUGCACGCCAACGGCAUUAUUCACGGCGACCUCAAGCCUGGCAAUGUGCUGCUGCGGGGCUGCAGAAGCGACAGAAGGGGAUUCGUAGCCAUGGUUGCGGACUUUGGCCUCAGCAAGGUGACUCAAGGCGACAAGCCUCUGGAGCUGAACCACUGGUCCACCGUGACGGUGAUGGCGCCCGAGGUGAUCCUGGGCAGGUGGAGCAAGGCGUCGGACGUGUUUUCCUUUGGCAUCCUGCUGUGGCAGUUGGUCACGAGUGAGCCCGUGCCGUACUCAAAGCUAACGGUACCGCAGAUCCUCAUCGGCGUGUCACAAGGCUCGCUCACCCCCACCUGGCCCCCCUCCGCGCACCCCGCCCUGGUCCGACUGGGUCGCGCCUGCCUCGCAACCAAUCCGGAAAAGAGACCCAGCUUCGAGGCGAUCGUGAAGGUGCUUACAAAGAUUGAGAAGAAUGUCCGAAACGAGCUUAGGUUUCAUCCCCAUCAGCAGCAGCGGUAGCUGUAAUGACAUCAGCAGCAGCGGUGUUUGUGGCAAGAACAGCAGCGGUAGCCAUGCAUAGCAGCAACGGUUUCAGGACCAGGGGCAGCAGCAGCGCUGUCAGCAACGGCAACUGCGAAGCAGCAGCAGUGUCAGUAACUGCAAUGACAUCAGCAGCUGCGGCAGCUGUACUAACACAUGGCGGGCAAGAAACGCAGCAUCAAACGUACCGGCGACAUAGCGGCAGCAGGUGAACGGAGAGAGAUGAAGCUGCAGUAGAGGCAGCAACGAAUGUGAGGAAGUGAGGACUAGGCAGGGAUGAGGCAUCGAAUUUAUCGGUGUUGGUUGGAGCUGGGGGAAUAGCAAAAACACUCAUUCUUGCACUAUUCCAAAUACGAUAUGUAUCAGCUGGUUGGAGUGGCUGAAAUGGGUGGGGAAGAAGCGGUGUGGCGGAGGUUGGGGUGUGGGGUUGCUGUACGGGCGAGUACGGGGGGGACGAGUAAACAAUAAAUCCUUGCUUUGUUGCUCUGUCGCAGCAUUCCUGCUGAUGUGGCUUGAAUGGAUGAUGCCGGGUGCGUGAGUAUUUUCUUGAUAAUAACCGUCCUGCGGCGCGCGCUGCAUUCUAUUCUUACUUGCAACUGAUGUCUUGCACAUGGCAAAGCAAUGGAGCUCGUCAAAACUUGAGUGGUGAAAACAUUUUUCAAGUUUUGCGUGCCCUUGGGUUUUCAUGAAGGCAGCUGCUGAUGUGUUGCAAGGCGUGUGGCUAAGGAUCUGGCCCCGAACGUAAUGCGAGCGUGCGUUUGGUAACAGGAGCUGCAGGUUCAGUGCAGGCCUGGCCGAGCAAAGAAUGGAUGAACUCCAGAGCGGCAUGUUAACGAAACUGUUGCCGUGAGUCGUAGAUGUGUUUGAUGCAAUUGAGUUAUGGUAGGGUCUCGUGCGCGCGUUUGUACUUGUUCCUUUUUUCUGCCGGCACGUCUGUCUGCAUGCACCGAGGUGUUCGCACGAAUAAUGCUGUGCUGAUACUAAUUUCGCGUUUAAAGCUGCCGGGAUCGGCUUAACCAUGUCUGAAACGAUGAGCAGUGGAAGCGACAACAGGAGCUUUGCGAUGGCGGUUAACUGGGCGUUUGAGGUUAUUUUCAAUGGAAGUUGCCACGGCAGAACUCAAUCAAUAUGUGUGAAGCAAAGCUAAGGGAUAAAAUCUGUCGCACGAUUUUGGUAUUAGGUUGCACACUAUUGCUUUCGCUCCUCCUCAGUUGCCCCAUUUCGGUUUUGCAGCAAGGCUGCAGGUGGCUUAAGGCACUCAAAUAGGUGUAGAUAGGAUUGUUGAUGUCCCCUUAGGCGGUUUACUUGUUGCUGUUGUAAGGGUAUCACUUUUGGGGUUUGGUCGUAGCCCUGGAUCAGGUGCAUUUCCGUGCAACGGUACGGCAACGGUAUGGCAAAAGAGUUGACGCGUGGCCGUGGGUUAUUGCGACGAAUUUAGCAACAACGGUUCUUAUAUCACAACAGUUUUAUCUCUAACUUUACAAAACGGGUAGGAUUGAUGGUGUUUGGUGGCUUGGAAAUGAAUGGAAAUGAAGUAAGCCUCGUGGAAGCCUGCAAUAUAACUCUCGGCAACUCUUGCAUGUUUUCAAUGUCUUUUGUCUUGUCGCUGCUCUGAUCCGAUUACGGUUUAGGCCUCUUGCGAUUGCCCAUUGCAAUUUAAUACGCAAUGACUGUUCGGCAGAGUAAAUUGGGGUUUGGAUGUCGACAAGAAUUCAACGUUUAGUAUUUAAAGUUAAUGGCCUCUGUGAUGUACCGUUUUUGGUAGUUGGUGGCACCCUGGGGUGGCUAGGGAUUAAUGGGUUGCUGGGGUAACUAGAACCAUUUCAGGUUUCGUUUGGGAUGUUCGGUUUCUGGCGGAGUCGGUGGGGGUGGUGGAUGGGAGGGAUUGGGAGCCGUGAGGCAACAAUGUAGGGUUUUGGUUCUGACACUGACCCACGGGUCUCUCCUGGGAACUUCAUUUUGUUGGGUCGCUGUAUGGGGUUUGCUUUGUGCCGUUGACAUAAGGGUGUGCCGGCCCGUGGGAUAGAGGUUCCGUUCAGCCACAUGAAUACCUACUUACGUCUUUCACGCACAACAAAUGCGAGCGUUGUACAUGUGACACGCUUCGGGCCCCCACGUAACCUAAACAAUUCCCUAAAUUCUUACUCGAACGCCAGCUAUUGAUGAGCGGUUUUUUUUAAAAUGCACGGUUUCGGAGCUUGGGUUUCGAGCACUGGCUAAGGACUGCGCCAAUUUAUGCGUGUUCAUGCAAUCCUGGGGCUAAGCUUUAAAAUAUUUAAGCCAUUUGCGUAUGCGCUGUAAACAAAGGGGC
Messenger RNA from Astrephomene gubernaculifera, 5736 nucleotides. Lineage: Eukaryota; Viridiplantae; Chlorophyta; Chlorophyceae; Chlamydomonadales; Astrephomenaceae. The record is from the annotation of a GenBank genome assembly.